Molecule: messenger RNA, 973 nt
Organism: Anopheles moucheti
Lineage: Eukaryota; Metazoa; Arthropoda; Insecta; Diptera; Culicidae
Gene: trsn
Product: translin
Exons: 4
Coding region: 74-802 (242 amino acids)
Biological process (GO): RNA metabolic process
Cellular component (GO): cytoplasm; nucleus
Molecular function (GO): single-stranded DNA binding; RNA binding; sequence-specific DNA binding
Source: RefSeq, a predicted model, not a curated record
ACCAGAACGAUCUGUUUGCGCCCACAUACUUCCCGUUUCGAAUUGUUUCCUUGACUGAAAUUACAACCGUACAAUGCAGAACAACGUAAAGGGCAUAUUCGAUAGCUUCAACGAUUAUCUCGUGAAGGAGCAGGAGUUGCGUACUGAAAUACGCGACAUCGUGCGAGACAUUGAUCAGGCAGCGAAGGAAGCCGCCAUUGCACUGCAGAUUAUUCACAGCAGCAUGGCAGACGUACCGGCGGCCUGCGCUAAGGCACGGACCAUCUUUGAAACUUGCUGGGAAGGUUAUGGGAAGCUGGCCGCACUGAUCCCGGUGGGACAGUACUACCGGUAUCACGACCAUUGGCAUUACAUGACGCAGCGAAUCGUGUUUUUAAUCGCGCUCACGGUUUAUCUCGAAAAAGGGUUUCUCGUUAACCGGGCAACGGCUGCUGAAAUUCUCGGUCUUACUGUAGAUCAAAAGAGCGGAUUCCAUCUAGAUAUCGAAGAUUACCUAGUGGGUAUUUUGCAACUCGCAUCAGAGCUGAGCCGCUAUGCCGUAAACUCCGUCAUUAUGGGUGACUACGAAAAGCCGCUCAUGAUCUCAAAGUUUGUUGCCGAUCUCAACUCGGGCUUCCGGCUGCUGAAUCUCAAGAACGAUUCACUUCGCAAGCGCUUCGACGCGCUGAAAUACGAUGUGAAGAAAAUUGAGGAAAUAGUGUACGACAUAAGCAUACGGGGAUUGCGUACCGAAGCGACGCCGCCAGCCGCACUAUCCGUACCGGCAGCCGAGCCGCACGUAGAGCAAGCGAAACAAACAUAAUAAUUUUGUACUCUUUACUUUGCUACACAUUGCGCGUUACGCAACUUUAUGUCCACGACAGUUCACAUAUUGUUCAGUGCAUCGAAGCACACGACUUAUUCCAGGUUUGAAUUUGUGUUAGUAAGAACUGAGUUUGAUUUUUGAAAUAAACAUAUACUUAUACUGUAUAAC